ACGCUUCCAGCUUUCAAAUGGUUUUGAUAUUCCGCUACGGGCCUCGUCCUGCUUUUAUUUUCAAGACAGUCUGCUCGCUUCGCCCCGUAAAGACCCAUAGCUUUGCUUUUUUGUCAUUGAAAACGCUUUCAACCAUGUCUGCUGGAGCUGCCAAACAAGAUAAUAAGGACUUAGCUCCGAUUUUCAAAUGGGCAUCGAACGAUGGAGAGUUCCGUCGUCAGGAUUCAUCCUUCCGUGGUGUAGUGUCUAGAGAGCCCAAUGCGACCUUUCGGGCUGAACCUGGGCGGUACCAUUUGUAUGUCAGUUGGGCCUGUCCUUGGGCGCAUCGGACGGUGAUUGUUCGGGCUUUGAAGGGGUUAGAGGAUGUGAUUGGGCUCUCCGUUGUGCAUUAUCUGUUGGGAGACGGGGGAUGGCGGUUUGAUUUGCCCGGGGAGAAGACUCCGGGUGUUGUCCCAGAUACAGUUAAUGAGGCGCAAUACCUCCGUGAGCUGUAUUUCAAGGCUGACCCAGAGUAUAGCGGCCGUUAUACUGUGCCCGUUCUAUGGGACAAGAAACAUGGUACCAUUGUAAAUAACGAGAGUUCAGAGAUCAUCAGGAUUCUCAACACGGCGUUUGACGAGUGGUCCACGGCUCCCGGUGUAACGUACUACCCCAAAGACCUUGCAUCUCAAAUCGAUGAAGUUAAUACAUGGGUGUACGAUCAAAUCAAUAACGGGGUGUACAAGGCUGGAUUUGCAACUAGCCAAACUGCUUACGAAUCCAACUAUGCGAAGGUUUUUGACGGUCUCGCUCGCGUUGAAUCCCUUUUGGCGAAUCGUAAAUGGUUGGUGGGCGAUCGGUUCACGGAGGCUGACAUAAGGCUAUGGACGACCAUUGUGAGGUUUGAUCCGGUAUAUCACACCCAUUUUAAAUGUAACGGGGGAACCAUUACACACGAUUAUCCCAACAUUUUACGGUGGGCACGACAAGUGUACCAAACGCCAAAGAUCAAGGAAACCGUCAAUAUGAUGCACAUCAAGCGGCAUUAUUACAUGUCCCAUAUUCAGAUUAAUCCGUACAGGAUUGUACCUGAAUGGGAUGGUCCUGAUUUGGACAUAAAAGUUUAAGAUUAUGGGCAGAAGAUUCUUGUGUACUUUAUUGAAAACGUGCUUCCCUGGCCACAGGAAAAUAAAAGCAUAUUACCUUGCCAAAAACUAAAUUAGGUAAUUGCAGUAGGAAUUUAAAAAAGAAAGCCUGAUUGCAGGUUAAAGCGAGGAGCAAUAUAUAUGGAUUACGUUGA
Molecule: messenger RNA, 1279 nt
Organism: Spizellomyces punctatus DAOM BR117
Lineage: Eukaryota; Fungi; Chytridiomycota; Chytridiomycetes; Spizellomycetales; Spizellomycetaceae
Exons: 11
Coding region: 18-1106 (362 amino acids)
Cellular component (GO): cytoplasm
Molecular function (GO): glutathione transferase activity
Source: RefSeq, a predicted model, not a curated record